Messenger RNA from Epithele typhae, 1794 nucleotides. RefSeq lists its product as uncharacterized. The coding region runs from base 1 to 1794 and encodes 597 amino acids. Lineage: Eukaryota; Fungi; Basidiomycota; Agaricomycetes; Polyporales; Epitheliaceae. The transcript has a single exon. The record is from RefSeq and is a predicted model, not a curated record.
AUGGAUACCCUUCCCGAGGAGAUCUUCCUCUUCGUCUGCCGCAUGCUGGCCCCCAUCCCGCUGCUGAGUAUAGACCCAGACGAAAAUGGCGAAGAAGAUGAGUAUCUGCGACCCCUUCUGCACCUCACUCAUGUCUGUCGGUCGUGGCGACGGACCCUCAUCGAUGCUCAAUCAAUGUGGUCCUACUUGAUUCUCAAACCAAGUGACAAUGUCUGCAAGAACAUCUCCUCCGUGUUUAUGGAACGCUCGGGCGAAUCUCCUCUCACCAUCAUCAUCGUCACCAACGACAUCGACGAUGUUCACAGGACGAUAUCUGCACAGGGAAGGCGACUGUUUCACUUUCAAAUCCGCAUGCUUGCUCCAUCCCCAGCUCACUACUCGUUGCUCUUUCCUUCUGCUACACCUCUACUCGAGACACUCUCCAUCAAAUACGAGACAGACGCUCCGAACGAGACAGAAUACCGCAAGCUCAACCCAUGGUCGACCCGGAUGUUCCACGACGGCCCCUCGUCUCUCCGUGCCCUUCAACUUUGGCCCGUGCAGUACGAUCUGCCGCUCGACUCCUUCCCCAUCCUAACACACCUUUUCCUUUCCCUCGACUCCGUCAACGUCGAGUGUGGCACCCUCUUCGAAGAUGUCCUUAGUCUGCUGGCGCGCACACCCUUGCUGCAAUUCUUCAAUCUGCACUACAUCCAAACUAACGGCAACUCCCUACCCGCAUCAGAACGCAAUCUGCCAGCUAUGGUCAAACUUUCGCGCUUGAAUAGGAUGUCAGUAUCGCACACCAACUGGGAAUUCAUCGGGAAUCUCCUCCGUCGCCUCAUUCUCCCCCUCGAGUUCAACAUAUGUUUCACCGACCCGCCGUCGGAAGGCGCAUUCAAUGAUUGGAAAAGCUGCGCGUCGAGAAUCGUGAACCUUUUGUGCCGGACAGCAAUCCCAUCCCUCGAGCGUCUCAAGAUCUGCCAGUCGCGCCGUCAGGUCACCAUCACAGCCGAGGGCCCCCUCUCGCAGGCCCCGCCCCCUCGUGCGCACGGCCGUCUCGCGCUCUCCACAGGACUCCCCGGGCCCGGAGAUGCGCCUCGCCGUCGCCGCGCCCACGCCGUCUCAUGGCUCGCCUCGCUCCCCACGCACAUCCCGUUCUCGUCGAUCCGGGUCCUGCAUCUCGACGUCGAACACAACCCCGUCCCCCUCCUGUCCUCCCUCCUCGCGCACGCCCCCGCGCUGGCCACCCUCGUCUUCCUCUUCCGCGCGCACCACGGCACGACCAAGACGGACGAGCUCGCCGCGCUCGACGCGCUCACCGCCGCCCUCCUCGUCCCCGCCGCCGACGGCGCCCUCCCGUGCCCGCAGCUCGCCACGCUCGGCUCCUGGAUCUGGUUCCCGGGCCUCGUCGCGAACCGGGGCUCCACGGGGGACGCGCGGCGCGCCCUCGUCGCCGCCACGUUCGCGAAGUUCGCCGCGCUCGCGACGGCGCGCGCGCGCCUCGGCCGGCCGCUGCGCACGCUGCUACUCGCGCCCAUCACCCUCCCCGAGCGGCUGCGGCCGGAGGAGCUGCAGGAGGCCGCGCGUGAGGACGGCGAGGACGGGCGGUUCGGGGAGGUGCUCGUUGCCGCCAUGGUCGAGGCGGGGAUCGAGACGCUCCGGGGCGUCGUGGACGAGGUCGUGUGGGCGCCGGACGGGGAGGGGCGGGUGGAGCUGGACCGGCUGUUCGCGACGGACACGGCGGCGGCGGAUGAGGAGGACUUGGGGCGUGCGGGGCGGUAUUGGAGGAUCCCGCGCGGUCCAGGCGCGUAA